Molecule: messenger RNA, 225 nt
Organism: Fusarium subglutinans
Lineage: Eukaryota; Fungi; Ascomycota; Sordariomycetes; Hypocreales; Nectriaceae
Product: STE24 endopeptidase
Exons: 3
Coding region: 1-225 (74 amino acids)
Source: RefSeq, a predicted model, not a curated record
AUGUCGACUCGGCUUGAUAACCUUAUGAAGUCCAAGAACGUCGUCCUCUUCUUUGGAGGCGUUGUUUCUAUGGCAGCGGCAUACACAAUCUGGGGAAAUGAUGGUCAAGGAGUCUUCCCACCCCAGCCUGACCCUACUGGUGAUCCUAAGACAUGGACAAAGGAAGAAUGCCAAUUGUGGUUGAACAAGGCAAGCGAAUCACCCACAGCCAUUGACGUAGACUAA